Molecule: messenger RNA, 1549 nt
Organism: Haliotis rubra (blacklip abalone)
Lineage: Eukaryota; Metazoa; Mollusca; Gastropoda; Lepetellida; Haliotidae
Product: Fanconi anemia core complex-associated protein 24-like
Exons: 7
Coding region: 133-789 (218 amino acids)
Biological process (GO): interstrand cross-link repair
Cellular component (GO): Fanconi anaemia nuclear complex
Molecular function (GO): chromatin binding
Source: RefSeq, a predicted model, not a curated record
GCCUCCCUUUGACGUUCAUGGCGGUUUUUGCGAAAAGCAACUACCGCUGAGUUACCCUUUCAUGUUUAACCCAAAAAGAGGCUGUGUCACCAAUUUUGAGUGACCCGCGUUUAGAGAAAUUAGAUUAAUGGCAUGGAUUUGUCUCAGUGCACACAAGCUAUUGUUCAGGGAUUGUCUGAAAUACGUGUUCCCUUGGGCCAUAUUCUUGUCAGCGGACGCUGGAGGAACACAGACUUAGUAAACACACUCCAAGGUACUGCAAAUGUUCACUUUGAUGAUGGUCUUGGAGUAGUUGAUUUCCACCCUUCCUCUCACACUGGCGUCAUCUAUGUCUCGGAGGCUGACAUUGUCAGUGGGAGCGGCUACAAGAGGAAAGUGGCCAAACUGAGGAAGGCCAACAAAGUACGGGGAGUGGUUAUGGCAGAGAAAACAGCCACAAGUGGUCAGUACUACCAAGACCUGCAGAAGUUUGUUAUGCUGGAGAUAGGCUUUGUGUUACUUCCUGUCAACAAUCAGAAAGAGGCAGCUGGACUUCUCGCCCAGAUGGUUGAUGUUGAGAGUAAGCCCGAGGCAAACCCAUUCUUUAAGAAGCCCAGACCUGUGUCUGUGGAUGUGGCUCUCCUCAGCAGCCUACAGUGCAUCCCCAGACUGGGAGGGGUGAAGGCCAAACAGCUGCUGCUUCACUUCGGGAGUUUACAGGCUAUAGCAAGAGCAUCUUUGGAAGAUCUGUCGUCCAUAGUGGGAAAGGCAAGUGCCACCAACAUAAAAGCAUUUCUGGAUGGAUCCUGACCAGAACAUUGAGAAAUACUUGGGCUUGCUGACAGUGAUGUGUGUAGACACUUGCGAUGUGUGUCAUGAAGUUACGACAGAUGAGUCUGACACCAGAUGAGGUGUUAACAGUUGUGUCAUAAUGAAUUGACAGAUGGACACCUGCUGAAUUGUCGACAGUUAUGAUGUAGCUCAUGAUGUUCUGACAGAUAAGUUGAACACCUGAAGCAUCAACAGUUACGAUGUGGGUCAUAAUAUGCUGACUGAUGUGAUGUGUGUUGUGAUUUGCCAACAGAUGAGUCUCACAGGUGAUACCAUUUCAAUAGUUAUGAUGCCUACGCAUGUCAUGUUUGGACAAAUCGGUGAGACACCAGCUUUUGAGAACUGAAAGAUUUCUUCUUUCCUUUUCAAUGCAAUGUUUAAUGCAAUGUCCUGUCACAGGGAUACUUCAUCAACAAAUGACUGUGACUUGGUUGUAAAGCUAAAUUAAUACCUAUACAGAAAUUGACAAUAAGUAAGUAUGGUUUUAUGCCGCUUUUUGCAAUAUUGCAGCAAUAGCAUGGCGAAGACACCAGACAUGGGCUUCAUGCAUUGUACCCAUGUGGGGAAUCGAACCUGGGUCAAUGAUGAGUGAACGCUUUAACCAAAAGGCUACCCAACCGCCCCAAUUUACGAUAAAAACAAACUGGUGACAUGAUCAUUGGGGAGGAAGGCUCUGGACCAAAUCUGAACCAAUAAGACAGUGAUUAGAUGUAUGCUGCAAAUUCAGGUAACGCUUAUA